CAUGCCGUUCAGCAUUGUGCGCCCCGCCUUUUUAACUGACCAACGGAGUGCGGCCUCGCCUUCAGGCCUGGAACCAUAUCGCCGUCACAGCCAAGCACCUCUUUGCCGCCGCUCCAUUGCCAUCCAUCCAUCGACCCUUUCGACUCGCAUUCAUUAAGCCGAUUUAGCGCAUUUACGCGAACACACCAACUUGAACGCUAUCUCCCGUUACUGCGAAAUCACCGUCCACCAUGUCGAACCGCCAGCUUGCCCGCGACAUGCAGCUUGAAUUCCAGGCUCGGUUUAACGCCAAAAUGGCUCGCCGAGAAGCCCAAAAGGCAGCGAAGCAAGACAAUGAACUGAAGAAGCAGAUCCAGAACCUCCUCAAGAAAGGCGAGACGGCCCAAGCCGCCCAGAAGGCCCGCAUGCUCCUGGCCAAGCAGGCGAUCGCCGCGCAGAUGGACCAGGCGGCCGACAUGGCGGAGCUGUCGCUCGCGCAGAUCCAGGCCAACAACGCGAUGAACCGGAUGACGGCCAUGAUGGCGCAGUCGUCCAAGACCAUGACGCGCGCCCAGCGCAGCGCCAACCCGGAGAAGACGCUGCUCACGCUCGAGCAGUUCCGCGCCCAGAACGAGGAGUACGCCAUGAGCAACGGCAUCUACCAGGACGCCAUGACGCAGAACACGUCCGUCCAGGUCAGCGACGACGCCGUCCACGAGCUCCUCGGCAAGCUCGCCGACGACGCCGGCCUCGAGCUCGGCCAGGAGCUCGCCUCCGCCUCCACCAGCAAGGUCGAACCGGUCAAGGAGCCGACCGAGCCGACAGCCGAGGUCGAGGACGCCUUGCAGCAGCGGUUGAGGGCGUUGAGGGCAUAAUGCUAAGACGUAGGGAGGAGGGAGGGGGGGCGGGGGGGGGAACCCCGGGGGAGCGUCUGACGGGAUGGCGAGGAUUCCAGGGACACGAGACGGGCGACCAUACAGGGCGGGCCUGUUGUUUGACUGACUGGCUGCAAGCUUCCGCGUUUUUGCUCGAUGGACGGAC
Thermothelomyces thermophilus ATCC 42464 is the source of this 1020-nucleotide messenger RNA. RefSeq lists its product as uncharacterized. The record is from RefSeq and is a predicted model, not a curated record. The transcript is spliced from 3 exons. Gene Ontology annotation, biological process: late endosome to vacuole transport; protein transport; endosome transport via multivesicular body sorting pathway. Bases 294 to 854 code for a protein of 186 amino acids. Gene Ontology annotation, cellular component: ESCRT III complex; multivesicular body. Lineage: Eukaryota; Fungi; Ascomycota; Sordariomycetes; Sordariales; Chaetomiaceae.